UCCUCCCACCACCCGCCGCAGAGGUGAGCACCGCCAGCUGGCCGCUCUCUAGUUUGUCACCAUUGUCCAACAGCAAUGCAAAUCUUUGUGAAAACCCUAACGGGUAAAACCAUCACCCUAGAGGUGGAACCUUCAGAUACCAUUGAAAAUGUGAAGGCAAAGAUCCAAGACAAGGAAGGUAUCCCUCCUGACCAACAGCGACUCAUCUUUGCUGGAAAGCAACUGGAAGAUGGACGCACUCUGUCAGAUUAUAACAUUCAAAAAGAGUCCACACUUCACCUGGUUCUGCGUCUACGUGGUGGUGUCAUUGAACCUUCAUUGAAGCUUCUAGCAGAGAAGUACAACUGCAACAAGAUGAUCUGCCGUAAAUGUUAUGCACGUCUCCAUCCAAGAGCCACGAACUGUCGCAAGAAGAAGUGUGGGCACACCUCCAAUAUCCGACCCAAGAAGAAGAUCAAGGGUUAAAUACAUUGAUAAUAUUGUUACCAAUGAGAUCUGGAGAUAACACUUAAUUUGUGAUAACUAAUAUCAAAUAAAGCAAGUCUCCAGUAAA
Procambarus clarkii (red swamp crayfish) is the source of this 553-nucleotide messenger RNA. It is a transcript of the gene RpL40, whose product is annotated as ribosomal protein L40. NCBI's taxonomy places the organism in Eukaryota, Metazoa, Arthropoda, Malacostraca, Decapoda, Cambaridae. The record is from RefSeq and is a predicted model, not a curated record. Gene Ontology annotation, molecular function: structural constituent of ribosome; RNA binding; ubiquitin protein ligase binding. Gene Ontology annotation, cellular component: cytoplasm; ribosome; nucleus. Gene Ontology annotation, biological process: protein ubiquitination; translation; modification-dependent protein catabolic process.